Molecule: messenger RNA, 1455 nt
Organism: Stylophora pistillata
Lineage: Eukaryota; Metazoa; Cnidaria; Anthozoa; Scleractinia; Pocilloporidae
Cellular component (GO): endomembrane system; endoplasmic reticulum; membrane
Source: RefSeq, a predicted model, not a curated record
GCAAGAGUAAAUUUUCCGGCUAUCGUUGACAAAAUGGAGCAAAUUUUUCUCGUUCAGCUCCUGUUUUUGUUGAGCCUUAUUAUUCCUUUAGCGGCAGUAGAUAUCACUCUUAAGGAUGAUUUAAUUCACUCGCCGUUCUCUGAGGAAUUGGGAAACGACGCGAGUCUGGAUGGGCCAAGAGUUUUCACGAAGGACGAGUUAUCGCAAUACGACGGAAAGAAUCCUGAACUUCCCAUCUAUGUAGCGAUGAAAGGCGUUGUGUUUGAUGUCUCUGAAUCCAAAAAAGCUUAUGGACCUGGAGGAUCGUACAACAAGUUCACUGGCAAGGAUGCAUCUAGAGCUGUAGCCAAAUGGUCCAUGGCAGAGGAAGAUCUCAAUGAUAAUUUGGAGGAUCUAUCGGAAGCUGAACUCAAUCGCCUAGAUAUGGUCUUCAAGAAGCUAUACUUAGAAAAGUAUCCAAAAGUUGGUUACGUCGAGGGACAUGAGCCGAACCAUGAGGACAACCUUACAACAAGGAAGAAUAACAUAGAACUUUGACGGGUUGAAAUCAAAUUUUGUUACGAUACGAAAUGUGUUGGAGACGUUUUGCUUAAAUAAUAUAGAACUUUGACGGGUUAAAAUCAAAUUUUGUUACGAAACGAAAUGCGUAGGAGACGUUUUGCUGAAAGCAUGAUCGCACAGAUACCCCAAACAAAUCGGUUCGUAACCAUCAUUUCAUCACAGUUUAGAGACGAUGUCAGGAUAUUUUUCCUGAUUUAAAAUCGAUGGCUUAAUAUUUCAGUUGCUUGAAAACUUAUCAUCUAAGUUUACGUUCCAAGGUAAAUUCUUCUGUCCGUUUUCGUCAAACUGUACUGUGACGACAAAGCUUCUACGUACAUUUACGGCACCGUUGCAUUUCUUUCCUCUUCUUCUUUACAUAGGGUCAUUGAAGUCCCGAAAAUUUUACCCCAUAAUUACUGUGAUUUUCACCUCUAUUAAUCUCCGAGCCCAGCGGCCGGUUUGUAUUGACCUACACUUGUAUUGAGCAGUACUGAAACAGGAACCACUCAAAAGAAACUAAGAAUAACAUUUCAAGUAAAAUUGAAUCCUUUUCUUCUUCCUGAAUUCAAUGCUAGUAGUAUUUUUGAGCGAGUUUUUGAUUUACAUGUAAGUCAGUGAUUUUUAUCCUUUUGCGUCAUUCCUAUUUUCUGGAACCUUUCUAAAGCGGCCAACCAGUAUUAUGGGGCCACUCCUUGAGGUGUAACUGUUGCCUAUGUAUCUUCCAAAAAGAAAAAAAAAAGAGAGAUUUGUGGAGAAAACGUUUUCUUCAAAUUUAAUUUGUAGAAUUAAGAAAGGAACACACAAGCACUGAUAAAGAUGGGAUUGACCGCAUUGUAUUUCCAAGGGUGUAUAGUAUUUUUUAGGGAUAUCUGUUUCUAAGAAAUUUAAAUUAAAAAGAAAAGCAACGAUAAAGAA